This is a messenger RNA of Adelges cooleyi (spruce gall adelgid), 1780 nucleotides long. RefSeq names its product kynurenine aminotransferase-like. The transcript has 9 exons. Gene Ontology annotation, biological process: biosynthetic process. Lineage: Eukaryota; Metazoa; Arthropoda; Insecta; Hemiptera; Adelgidae. Gene Ontology annotation, molecular function: L-kynurenine:2-oxoglutarate transaminase activity; pyridoxal phosphate binding. Gene Ontology annotation, cellular component: cytoplasm; mitochondrion. The record is from RefSeq and is a predicted model, not a curated record. Bases 300 to 1670 code for a protein of 456 amino acids.
UACUAGAAAGAUUGUCAAACGUUAUCAUAGUUCAUAAUGAGUCGGAUGCUAUUGUAAUGCAAUGUCGAGUGAAACGUUCGUUGGAAUAUCUGACCAAUCCAUUCGCAUAAUUAUAACGGCAUUGAUAAUCCCAUAUACGUGCAUAGUUCUCUAUAAUGUUCAUGUCACCGAGGCCGAGGCCAUUUUAGUUUGCGGUGUGAUUAAAGUACAACAGUUUAAAAAUUAAAUAAAAUAACUUUAAAAAUACGAAUCAAACACACGAGAUAUUCAAACACUGAACAAAAAAAUCAGUCUUUACCAUGUAUGUAAUAUGCAAUAGCAUUCGAGUGGGAAAACGUGUGCAUAGUAUUGUUUAUCGGUCAUUUAAUAGAUAUUUGUCUGCAGCCAAAUAUGAUGAUGCAAAUCAAAUGGAUAAGUUUAAGUUGGCUGAACGGUACACAUCAGGGAAAUACAAUGUAUGGGUCGAAUUUAUUGAAUUAUCUAUGAAAUAUAAAACGUUAAACUUGGGUCACGGUUACCCCGACUAUAAUCCAUCUACGUAUAUCUCGCAGUAUUUGACAGAAGUAGCUAUUGAGAGCGGCCAGUUCAACCAAUACACCAGAGGUUUUGGUCAUAUGCGCUUGGUAAGUGCCUUGGCCAAGUUCUAUUCAAUCUUGAACGGCCGACACAUCGAUCCCAACAGCGAAGUGAUGAUCACGGUGGGCGCGUAUGAGGCUCUGUUUUGCGCCAUACAAAGCACCUUGGAACCCGGCGACGAAGCCAUCAUCAUCGAACCGUUCUUCGACAGUUACGAGCCGCUGGUGCGCACUGUGGGCGGCGUCCCUCGGUUCAUAGCGUUGAAAAAUACUAAUCCCGAUUCGACCGUCUCGCGUGCUAGCGAUUGGAAGUUGGAUCCGGACGAGCUAGCUUCGCUGUUCAAUACAAAAACUAAACUGAUCAUUCUUAACACUCCUCAAAAUCCAACCGGCAAAGUUUUUGACUUAGAAGAACUCACGAUGAUUGGCGAUCUGUGUAAGAAACAUAACGUUCUCUGUAUAUCGGAUGAAGUGUACGAAUGGCUGGUAUAUGCUCCUACCAAACACAUCCGAAUAGCAUCGCUUCCUGGCAUGUGGGAAAGGACCAUAACGAUAGGAUCUGCAGCUAAGUCAUUGAGUAUGACAGGUUGGAAGCUCGGAUGGGCCUAUGGUCCGGACUACCUCAUGAAAAAUUUACAAGUACUUCACCAAAUUACGAUUUACACUUGUGCAACGCCUGUACAGGAAGCUGUGGCCAGAGUGUUUGAACAUGAACUCAAAGUUUUUGGUACGAACGAUAGUGUUAUUCGAGGUAUAACUAAAGACCUUCGACCAAAAUUAGACUUUACCAUCGAUGUAUUAGUGAAAAACAAUUUUAAGCCAAUCAUACCCGAUGGAGGGUACUUCAUAGUUGCAGACUGGACUAAUUACGAAAACAAAGUAGAUAUUAGUUCCGAAACAGACGAGCACAGGGAUUUCAAAUUUGUUAAAUGGCUAGCGAAAAACUAUAAGCUUCAAGCAAUACCGUUCUCUGUGUUUUUCUCGUCCAAACAUAAAGCGGAGGCUUCCGAUUAUAUGCGGUUUUGUUUUUUUAAGAAAGACGAGACACUGCAUCAAUUCGAAGAUAUCUUGAAACGCUUUAAAGAAUCAAAUUGAAUAAAUAUAUAAUCCAAUCUUAUAAAAAAUGUAUGAUGUUAGUUAAUACAAUGUUACCUAUUGAAUACCUAAAGAAUUAACUAUAAUAUAAUACAACAAAUUACAUUUUU